UCCCAACAACCGCCAACCAAUUUUGUGCUCUGGGCUGUGCUCUCCACACGUUUCUCUCGCUCGCAGCUUUACUAGGCCAACCAAACCUGCUCCAACUUUCCCCGCCGAGUCAUUCACCGGAAAAUCCACCUACUCCGUCGAAACCGGUUUGGAGGUAGAAAGAAUGGAAUUUUUCUUCAAGUCAUUGAAUGAGGAGUCACGUGACUGCUCCUUUGAUGAGCAGGACAUCCAGAAAUGUCCAUUCUUGAGGAACGUCAGCAAACCAACCAAUUUCUCUUUCUCUUCGCUGAACCUCUCUCUUCACGUAAGAGGAUCCAAAGGACCAAUAUUUGAAGAUGGCCCCAGCUUCGAGACGGCCUUUAGACUUUUCCAUGGAAAAGAUGGAAUUGUCCCACUAUCUGGGAAGCCUCAGCUGCAAUUUGAGAAAAUUGAAGCGGAGCCUGCACCUAAAUUUGACCCUUUGGCUGCCAAAGCUGCGACCAUCAGUUUGUCAUCAUUUGGACCAGGUGGUCCAUUCGGUUUUGAUUUUUUCUCAGAAAAAUGGAAAAAGCAGAAAAAGAGUUCAGGAACAUCUAAAAAGAAGAAUUCACAUCAAGGAGAUCCUUCAAAACAUGAGGCACUGGGAAAUGAAUGGUUGGAAACAGGCAAUUGUCCAAUUGCCAAGUCAUACCGUGCUGUGAGUGGUGUCCUCCCACUUGUAGCAGCAGCUCUCCGGCCGCCACCCGGAAUCAAGCUUAAAUGUCCACCUGCAGUGGUUGCAGCGAGGGCUGCCCUUGCAAGAACUGCUCUUGUCAGGACUCUUCGGCCACAGCCACUAACUUCAAAGAUGCUCGCCAUUGGUGCUUUGGGCAUGGCAGCUAAUGUUCCGUUAGGCAUCUGGAGGGAACACACUAAGAAGUUCUCAUUAUCAUGGUUUGUUGCAGUGCAUGCUGCAGUCCCAUUUAUAGCCAUGCUCAGGAAGUCUGUUGUUAUGCCCAAGACUGCCAUGGCAUUAACCAUUGCAGCUUCUGUCUUAGGCCAGGUUAUUGGUUCAAGAGCAGAGCGCCUUCGAUUGAAAGCCAAUGCUGAGAACGUAAAGAUGACAGCACUGAUAGUUCCAGCUAGUGUUAGUACUGGUUAUAACCUACUGCAGGCUGAUGGUGUACCCUCUGCUCAUUGUGGUAAGCAAGAGUUUAUGAGAGAUCAACUCCCCGACAAGGAUAUUAGCAUAUCUUCACCAGCCAGUGUCUGUUUCUGAAGUGGCACGGCAACAAUCUAGUAUAGUUACAUAAAUAAGAAUGGAGUAUUGCAUAUGCUAAGACAAUGUACUAAGAUACAAGUAAAUUGGACUUGGAAACUAUGAUGGCAAGCGGAUAAUGUGCUAUUUAUGAGAAUAAAAUAUGUAAUUUGUAUGCCGCGUGUGAUAUGAUGUUUUUGGUUGUUAGGAUAGGAUAAACUAAGACUUGAAGGUGUGCUGCAGCCUGUCAUUGUAUUGCUUUAAAGCAAUUAGUGCUUUGGUGAUUUUAUCU
Molecule: messenger RNA, 1508 nt
Organism: Coffea eugenioides
Lineage: Eukaryota; Viridiplantae; Streptophyta; Magnoliopsida; Gentianales; Rubiaceae
Exons: 4
Coding region: 164-1237 (357 amino acids)
Cellular component (GO): chloroplast
Source: RefSeq, a predicted model, not a curated record